Owenia fusiformis is the source of this 3086-nucleotide messenger RNA. The record is from the annotation of a GenBank genome assembly. NCBI's taxonomy places the organism in Eukaryota, Metazoa, Annelida, Polychaeta, Sabellida, Oweniidae.
UAAACAUUUUCAAAAUAAAAAAAACGUGACAAAAUAAGGUGCUAAAAUUCACCAUUAUCACGUUUUGUAGAUCUAUUUCACAAUAUCGGCAAUUUUCCAAAAAAGGAUAAAAGAUGGGUAAGAAACGAGCAUCAAAGAAACGAAAGGCGACUGAUGAGAUCACAUCAGAGGGUGAAUCUAAACAUCCAUACAUACAGUUCACUAAGUACCCUGAGCAAGUAAAGGCAGUAAUAAAGCCUGAUGAACCGAUAGAAGAAUCAAGAAAUGAUUCCAAUAAAAAUAAAAGUCCUAACAGAAUUAAAACUAAAGCUAUUGAUGAAGACUUUGAAAAAAGGAUUCCAACCCGAAGUCAUAGAAUCGGAAGUGAUUUUUUUUCAAAAGUGAGAGAAAAAUCCAAUGAUCGUAAGAGUAAAAAAUCUGAAAAGAUGUUGAAGAACAAAACUAAGAGUGAUAGUUCUGAAGACGAUAAGAACUCUAAAAACAAUGGAGAUGAGUCGGCACAAUGUAAUGCUAGAAGUGGUGCAACGCGUAAUACCAGAAGUGGUGCAAUGCGUAAUACAAGAAGUGGUGUGUCUUCCAGUGACUUAUCAAGCUCAGAGAUUGAUGGAGGAAGAAGUCCCUAUAGGGGGCGCCCUAGUCCUAGCAGGCCAAUUGGAUCUAUGCUGAACCCUGUCUACUCAGAUGACCCUGUAGACUUUGAUAUGACCCCCCUUGAAGAACAAGAACAUGUCGCCUAUAACUAUAGCCUAACAAAGGAAAGUAUGAUCCAUGUGGACUCCAAAAGAGUAAUUCUCUCCCUUCAUCACCCCCACCAACUGAGCUUCACAGGAAAAGUGCGUUUAGGGGUACUACAUGGUGCUGUCUCUGUUCUAGGCUACCACAUCUAUCCCAAUGGUAUCACACAUCCUGUAUAUUCCCCAGAAUGCAAUAACUACAUCACCAUAGUAACCGAGUCAACUACAGCACAACAUAUCCACAGGGAGGAUAUCCAAUCCCUGGGAGAACUUUGCAAUCAUUAUGACAUUGCAACAUCCAUAUACAACAAACUAAAGAAACAUGAAAACGAUCCUGAAAUAUCAUUACUGUUGCUGGAAAAUUUAGACUGUGAUGUAUGUAGAUAUCUCUCCAGUGUGCCUGGAAAUACAGAGUUGCUCAUGAAGCAGCCUAAGGGAUAUAAAGAGCGUCCUGAUCUGCUCCCCCAGGAGAGUGAUGUGAUCCUGAAGGAGAUAGGUGUAUAUCUUCAAGAUUCAAGUGCUCCUGUUGUGGGCCUUGACAAUGUAACUACUGAUGUUUGUGAUACAUUUGUUAAGAGAAUUUCAGCUAAUUCAGGAUCAAUGCCAAUUGUUGCAGUAUGUGGGGGAAAAAGUGUUGGAAAGUCCACUCUGUCUAGAAUACUCAUAAACAAAGCCCUCAACUGUAUAGAGCGAGUGGCAUAUCUUGACUGUGAUCUUGGUCAGACAGAGUUCACUGCCCCAGGUAUGGUGUCACUAUCUAUCGUGGACACUCCCGUGUUAGGACCACCAUUCACUCACCAGAGGGAAACAGCAAUUCAGAUAUAUGUCGGAGCUGUGUCACCUGCAGAUUGUGUUCUCCACUACCUGAGGUGUCUUCGUAGGUGUUACCAGAAGUACCAGGAUGUAGCGCCGUCAAUACCCCUGAUUGUAAACACAAUGGGCUGGAAUCAGGGUAUGGGAAUUGUCCUGCUUGCUGAAACAUUUGACAUCAUCCGACCAACAACAGUCAUCCAGAUUGACCACAUGACCCAGAAUAAAAACUAUCCUCCAAUCACAGGAGAGUUCAUAUUUUCUGCAUCACGUUUCCUUGAAACUGAUGUGAGUAGCAGCACUAGCAGACAUCAAGACCAUGAACUUUUCAUCACCUCGAGUUUAGUGAUUGGCUCCAAUCAGAGGAGGACUGGAUUUGGAGCUCCUGAUUUACGUGGAUUUUCCCUGAUGUCAUCCUUUGCUGCACCCAUUCUCUCAUCAUUUUCCCGUUCGUUGACUGGUGUCUCCCCCUAUGAAGUGCCCUGGUCAUCAGUAGCGGUACAUGUGUGCAACAACCAGGUGCCACGAUCUCAGAUCCUAUACAGUCUGAAUGCAUCUGUGGUUGGCUUGUGUAAACUUAACACCUCUUUGUUUGUAAAGUUUGGUGAUGACCUUCCAAUGUUCCUAGAGGAAACUCCUGUCACAGAGUGCCUAGGUUUGGCUAUUAUACGAGGAAUAGACCCCAACAGGAAGAUCUUCUAUGUAGUGACCUCCCUCCCCACUACAGAGCUCAGCAAAAUUAAUGUAUUUUUGAAAGGUGCUGUGGACAUUCCUCAAUCAUACCUCAUUCAUAAAAAGCCUGUGGGGAAGCCAAUGCCAUACAUGGAUGAUUAUAAGGCAGGGAAAGGAACCCACACUGCGAAACGCAUCUUCAAACAAUACAGAAAAUAUGCAGAUAGACUUUAAUAAUGGAUUCCAUAUUGUUGAUAACAACAGUUUUGAUUAUAAGUCUGAUGAACACUUCAUUUCUAAUUCGAUUUAAGUGUUCCUCCUUACCUUAAACUUUUGAAUAAUUAGUCAAUAUAGAAAUUGAAACAUCCACUUUAAAUAGAUGUCACUAAAGUUGGAUUUAUACAUGCACCUUCUUUGUACAGCUCAUGUACACCUAACCUUGAAGAACACCACAUAUACCAUCUUUAUUAAGGGGCUUCAUUAGCAUUUCUGACAUCAGGCAAAAUGAGAGAAAAUAACAUGCAAGCCAAAUAAUUGGAAAUUGUAAUUUUAUCACGGAAACAAUCGGAAAAAUUCUGCAAGCGACAGGCAAUUAUGAUAGAAACACCCUAAGAAAAUUGCCUAUUUCUGCAACGCCUGUGUAUUAUGGGUAGAUAAGAUCCUUAUAAUGCUGAACUAUUGUUGUUGUUCCAUGAAAUUAUAGAAGGAGCUGAAGUGAUUGUUUUCAGUUCCACUUGUUCUUGUCUCUUAUUGCGGAUGCAGUCAUAUCCGCUGAUAAAUUGAUUGUUCAUAUUCUGUUAUGCAGCCGAUAAUGUGCAUAUAUUUGAUAUGGUAAUCAAUAUUUUUAAAUUGAGUAAUAAAUGAAAUGAG